Dipodomys ordii (Ord's kangaroo rat) is the source of this 1838-nucleotide messenger RNA. It is a transcript of the gene Nmd3, whose product is annotated as NMD3 ribosome export adaptor. Gene Ontology annotation, molecular function: ribosomal large subunit binding. The transcript has 15 exons. Gene Ontology annotation, biological process: ribosomal large subunit export from nucleus. Gene Ontology annotation, cellular component: cytoplasm; nucleus. Bases 98 to 1522 code for a protein of 474 amino acids. The record is from RefSeq and is a predicted model, not a curated record. NCBI's taxonomy places the organism in Eukaryota, Metazoa, Chordata, Mammalia, Rodentia, Heteromyidae.
CGCGAGAUCUCCCCCGUAGCCGCGCCGACGGCUGCGGCUCCUGACAGGAAGGCCGCCGUUGGUUCUGUCGCGGCCUUUCGGCGAGGCGGUGGGAAGGAUGGAGUACCUGGCUCAGUCCACCGAUCCCAGUCCCGCGCACAUCUUGUGUUGUGAGUGUGGUGUCCCAAUUAGUCCAAAUCCUGCCAAUAUUUGUGUGGCCUGUUUGCGAAGUAAAGUAGAUAUCAGCCAAGGAAUUCCAAAACAACUCUCAGUUUCUUUCUGCAAACAGUGUCAAAGGUACUUUCAGCCACCAGGAACUUGGGUACAGUGUGCUUUAGAAUCCAGGGAACUUCUUGCUUUAUGUUUGAAAAAAAUCAAAGCCCCUCUGAGUAAGGUACGACUUGUAGAUGCAGGCUUUGUUUGGACUGAACCCCAUUCUAAGAGACUUAAAGUUAAAUUAACUAUUCAGAAAGAGGUGAUGAAUGGCGCUAUCCUUCAGCAGGUAUUUGUGGUGGACUACAUCAUCCAGUCUCAGAUGUGUGGAGAUUGCCACAGAAUAGAAGCAAAAGAUUUCUGGAAGGCUGUAAUUCAAGUCAGGCAAAAGACUUUACACAAAAAAACAUUCUACUAUUUGGAGCAGUUGAUUCUGAAGUAUGGAAUGCAUCAGAAUACACUUCGUAUCAAAGAGAUUCAUGAUGGUCUAGAUUUCUAUUAUUCUUCAAAACAACAUGCUCAGAAGAUGGUAGAAUUUCUUCAGUGCACAGUUCCUUGUAGAUUCAAAACAUCACAAAGGUUGAUCUCUCAAGAUAUCCAUAAUAACACUUGCAAUUACAAAAGCACUUUUUCUGUGGAAAUAGUUCCAAUCUGCAAGGAUAAUGUUGUCUGCCUUUCUCCAAAACUGGCACAAAGCCUUGGAAAUAUGAACCAGAUAUGUGUUUGUAUUCGAGUAACUAGUGUUAUCCAUCUUAUAGAUCCAAAUACUUUACAAGUUGCAGAUAUUGAUGGCAGCACUUUCUGGAGUCAUCCUUUCAAUAGUUUAUGCCAUCCCAAACAGCUGGAAGAGUUUAUUGUGAUGGAAUGCAGCAUAGUCCACCAUCCAAAGCGCAGUGCAGGUGCUGGGGUGAUAUCAAAAAAGCAUACCCUUGGGGAAGUUUGGGUGCAGAAAACAUCUGAAAUGAAUACAGAUAAACAGUAUUUUUGUCGCACUCAUUUGGGACAUCUUCUAAAUCCUGGAGACCUGGUAUUGGGGUUUGUAUUUUAUACUAUUACCUUUUUAUUAGCAUACAUUAAUAUUAGUAGUACAAGGAGAUUUCACUCUAAACUUAUUUUGUUGUCCUGUAGGCAAUACCAAGAUUUCCUUGAAGAUCUCGAAGAAGAUGAGGCAAUUAGAAAAAAUGUCAACAUUUACAGAGAUGCAACCAUUCCUGUGGAAAGUGACACUGAUGAUGAAGGUGCACCUCGCAUCAGUCUGGCUGAGAUGCUUGAAGACCUUCACAUUUCCCAAGAUGCCACUGGUGCUGAAGGUGCCUCAAUGAUGACGUAAGGAGAUUGUGCAGUAGAUGGUUUGCAUAUGGGCUGCGGAGUUGAACAAACCUUUACUGCAUACUGUUUCAGCUGGAGAAGUUUAAACUUAAAUAAAUAUGACUUGAUUGUUCAAAGUACUGAAAAGAUUUGGUAGUUUUGCCGUUUUAGAUAAUAAAAAAUUAGAGAAUUAUUACUGAUAUCAAGGUUAUUUUAUGUGCUCAAUUUUAACAUUUUAACUUUCAAUAUAUGAAACUAUUGUAUUUUCAUACAUUGUGCUCAAAAGUUGUGAUUCCUUGGCUGUUAACUAAGUAAGCAUAAAAUCGGCUUUUACAUUU